Vespa crabro (European hornet) is the source of this 1975-nucleotide messenger RNA. RefSeq names its product protein Wnt-11b-2-like. Gene Ontology annotation, molecular function: cytokine activity; frizzled binding. Gene Ontology annotation, biological process: multicellular organism development; canonical Wnt signaling pathway; cell fate commitment. Lineage: Eukaryota; Metazoa; Arthropoda; Insecta; Hymenoptera; Vespidae. The transcript has 5 exons. The coding region runs from base 401 to 1528 and encodes 375 amino acids. Gene Ontology annotation, cellular component: extracellular region. The record is from RefSeq and is a predicted model, not a curated record.
CGCACGAGGACGAGGCAGGCUACUAGUAGUCCGUUCCUUCCCUUUGAACGGUACGAACGACUAACCGAGAUUCUCCUUCGUCAUUUUCGAAUUUAUCAUUUAUCAUUUAUAAAAAAAAGGAAAAAUUAAUUAAGAGAUAAAAAGUGAUAAAGGAAGGAAGAAGAAGGUGUGUACGCGGACACGAAAAGUGUUCGAGGGAGAGAUCGAGAAAAGAAAAAUCGAUAAAGGACCGUGCGAUAAUGUUACUUCGUUACUAUCCUCUUUUCGUUCAUAUCCAUCAUCGUCACCGAGAGGAAGAUCUCUUCUUCGCUGACGCGAAAACGAUCCGAAAGGGAAGAAGUUCGUGAAUUCGCAGGUAGCGCAUUAGCCUCCUCUUCUAGAAUGUGAAGGCACGACGAAAAUGCACUUAACGAAGGGAAGCGUUCCGAAAGUCUGCCUGUUGUUGCUACUUUUUUUCCUACAAGGUGGCAGGUGCAUCAAGUGGCUAGCUCUCGGUCGCAUGGCCGAUGCUCGAACGUGGACAAAGGACUCUUGCACCAACGCCAAGAGCUCUGGUCUUCUCGAAAGAAAACAGGCGCGAGCUUGCAGGGCAACUCCCGAUGUAAUGCCUAGUCUGGUCCAAGCCGCGAGGGAUACUUCGAUCGUUUGUCAACAAGCAUUCAGACAUCGUCGUUGGAAUUGUAGUAGCAUCGAGGGUGCUCCUAAUUAUACUCCCGAAUUACUAACAGGAACGAGAGAGCAAGCAUUCGUUUAUGCGAUGUCGGCGGCAGCGGCUGUCUGGAGAUUGGCAAGGGGUUGUGCAUUAGGCAACUUAGCGGCUUGCUCCUGUGCAACACCACCAAGAAAGGAGCCACCUUCUCCAUCGGCCUUAGUAUCUUCCUCCUCGCUAGCGACGGCAACUAUGUCAUUUGGUGGACUAACCGGUAGGAAUACAUUCAAGUGGGGUGGUUGCGGUGACGACGUUAGAUCUGCCUCGAGGAUGGCCAAAAGAUUUCUUCAGGGUGCGACUCCUCCGGGUACCGGACCAACAGCCAAAUUUUUACACGCCGUUAAUAUGCAUAACAACAGAGCCGGACGAAGAGCAGUGGAGCAGUCAUUAACUUUGGAGUGCAAAUGCCACGGCGUUUCCGGUUCUUGCAGCGUCCGUACUUGUUGGAGAGGUUUAGGUUCUUCCGGUCCUUCCGUAGCUGGAACUCGUCUUCUUCGAAGGUAUGCCACCGCCGCCGAAGUUAAACCUAGAUCCGGUGGUAGGCUGCCACCUCUCUAUCAUCACGAUAAUCUAUUGUAUACCACCAAGAGUCCAGAUUAUUGUCUUCCGGACAAGAAAAGGGGUAGCCUUGGAACCAUAGGCAGGCAAUGUAAUGGCAGUAGCACGGGUUACGAGGGUUGCGAGUAUCUUUGUUGCGGUCGAGGUCACGUUACGAGAACCGAAGAGAUUCUCGAAAGAUGCAAUUGCAAGUACAUAAGUUGCUGCUACGUCAAGUGCAAGACAUGUAGAAGAAUCGUGGAGACUUACGAGUGCAAUUGAACUAUCGAAUCUUACAAAAGAUUACGGAUUAAUCUCUUUUACGAGAUAAUAUUAUUUAUGCAUUUUUCUGCAAUAUUUAUUACGUACCGUGUCUUUUAUGUCGUUGCUUAAACGUAAUAUAGUUAAUAUUAAUAUAGGCACGACUAAUUUUUCUAAUCGAAACGGUAUAGAGAACGAUUGUAUUUCGUGUGUACGUAGAAUUGUCAUACGUAUAUUUGUAUUUGAUUUAAUUGGUCCGUAUAAUUAAAUAUUCUGUAUAAAAUUAGAUAUCGUGUAGCGAAAUGAUGCGAUAAAUGAUAAGUAUCAUUUUAGUAUGUCGAUAAGUAUAAUAUCGUAGCUCGAAAAUACUGUAAAUAGAAUGGAGCAUGCGCGCUCGCGCGAUUUUCAUGUUUUACGUUAGAAAUAUCAAUCUGCAAAAUAAAUAACAUUUUAUUAGGUGUGCUAAUA